UGCGCUUGUCUUGCAAAAUGGAAGAAGCAAAUUGAUGUGUUCAGGUUGAGGGUUUUUAAGGGAAAUUUUGUCCAAUGGAGAAUUUGAGUGCUAGUUAAUUGAGCACUCUUGUGGCUCAAGAAAUGCGUAAUUCGGAAGAGGGUUUUACGUUUGGCGAUUUCACAGCUGAAGAAUGGGAAAAAUACUUCAGUAAUUCAUUAGCUCAAAUUGGAAAUAUACCACCGGUUGAGUUUCUCUUCAACUUUAAUUACUCAGAUGACGAGGAACGAGGCGAUAAUUUUUUAGCUGGUGACUCCUCAACACAUGUCUCAUCAAAUGACAGUUCUGCGGCAGCUAAAAAUGUUACGGCAGGUCUUGAAGACUCAGGUGUUGAAGUGGGACAAGAAAGUGAACAGGAAACAUCUACAGGAAAAUUGGCGAAAACAACAGCUGGUACAGGUGAUUGUUUACCAGAAGCAAAACAGAAACAAGUCAAACAAUCAUCAGAGAAAACCAUACAAAGUAGCUCUGAACAUAUUGUUUUUGGUGGAAACAGCAUCAAAGAGCAUGAACAAGAUGUGAGGCAAAGCAAACCUGAAAGUCCCUCAAGAACUUCAGCAGCUGAUGUUGACCACUUCCCUCCCUUGUCAUUAACAGUGAACACCCAGAGAGCAGUGGAGAAGACAGAGACUGAAAGAUCACGUAAACGGCGCAAGCGAAGGAGACAGAGAAAGAGGUCUGGAUCUGUGUCCAGCUCUUCUAGUGAAUGUAGUGAAAAGGAAAGGGCUUCAGUUAAUUCCAAUGGCUCUGGGCUAAAAGGAAAAGCUGUGGCAUCUUUACCUACUACAGAUAAAGUUGUUCUCAGUGAUGAUGUUAAAGAAGCUUCAAAAGUACAGGUAAAUGUUUUGAGCGCAAGGUUAAAGGAGCAAAAAUCCGAUGCUCUCUCUAACACAGACAAAAGAACAGCUGUACAGAGAAAAAGCACAAGUUCUUGCGAUGGAGACACUGUGGAAGAAAGGAAGAGUUCUUUAUCAACAGAAGGCACAUCAAACAGCCCUGUUUACAGUGACACAGACAUUAAAGUUACAGUUUCCAUCAACACUGCACAAGAUCCCUUAAGCUCUAAUCAAACCUAUAAAAACCUGGAAAAAGAACAUGAAGGUUCCAUCCCAGUGGAUCAGAGUGUAAAAACAAGUGGUGCACCAGAAGAAAUCACUGGCAGGAAAGAUCAGCCUCCAAAGCCUUCAUCAUGGGCAGACUUGUUCAAAAACUCUGCAAAACCAUUACCUGGUAUUGUUGUUAAAACAGUAAGUCCUGUUGUGAGAAAUGAAAUGCAAACAACUUCAAAUCCUAAAAAGACAGAUGAUACAUUACAGAUACCAGUUACUGUGGAAGAGGACAAGUUUGCCAAGAAAUUUGCAGAAAGUAUUCAAAGACAAGAGUUACAGUACAUCCAAAAACCUUACAUUCCAAGAGGACUGAUCAACAGAGGGAACUGGUGUUACAUUAAUGCUACUCUUCAAGCUCUGGUGGGGUGCCCACCAUUUUUCAACCUACUGAGACAAUUGCCUUUACUAAAGGAAAGAGGUCCAACAUCAACACCUAUUUUGGACAGUCUAAUAGUCUUUAUGAAUGAGUUUAAGGAGACAAAGAUAAAACCAGGUGGCAGUUCUCCUUCUUCAAAACCUGAGUUUAACACUGGAGAACAAUUUGAACCUGUAUAUGUAUACAAGAUGUUAGCGAUCAUUCAGAGCUCACUCUCAGUUAAGGGCCGACAGGAGGAUGCUCAAGAGUUUCUUAGCUGCAUUUUAAACGGAUUACAUGAAGAGAUGCUGCAGCUUGCAAAGAUAAUAUCAAAACCGCUGAAAGCCCCAGAGAGAGAUGUUGACUUGCCAUUGAAGGCUGAAGACUCGGCAGAUGAUGAUGAACCUAAAGCUGAGGAGCAGGAAGAUGAAGGGGACUGGGAACAAGUCGGACCCAAAAACAAAUCCAUGGUGACUAGAAUGGCAUCGUACCCGCAGUCACUGAUAUCGGAGAUGUUUGGCGGUUUUCUGCGCUCGUCAGUUCACCAAGCUGGAUUGAAGGACUCUGCUAAUGUAGAACCUUUCUUCGAACUUCAGUUGGACGUGCAGACUGUUACAUCCGUUGAAGAUGCCUUGAAGAGCCUGGCUUUGAAAGAAGAAGUACAAGGUUACACUUGUACUAAAACUAAAGUACAGGUUGACAUUUGCCGACGUGUGACCCUCGAAGGGCUCCCUAAAGUCCUCAUCUUGCACUUGAAGAGAUUUAUUUACUCCAAAUCUGGCAGCCAAAAGCUAACAAAGGUAGUUGAUUACCCCUUGGAGCUCACCAUUGGAAAAGACCUGCUAUCUUCGAACGUAAAGAAUAAGUACUCUGCUUCUCAAAAGAACUAUAAGCUUUUCGCCGUUGUGUACCACCAUGGAAAAAAUGCAUGGGGUGGCCAUUACACGAGCGAUGUCUGUCACCCAACACAUGGCUGGAUUAGAACAGACGACACUAGGCUUAAAGUCGUGCCAGUAAACUACGUUCUCAAACCCACACAGGGAAAAGAUCCAUACAUGCUUUUCUAUCGAAGAACAGACCUCAUGCCUUGAAGUAGGCGAGGCAGAGAAGGGAAGGGGGUAGUGUCUUUAGAACAGUAAUUCUCGUUUACACUGUUAAGUUUUCCUUGGCAUGUUCUCUAAGGUCGAUUGGAAGGGAAAACAUAACUUUUUGGUUGACAAAAUUCAUGAGGGAACACUGAACGCUUGCUCGCCAACAAUAUUCACCACGGGCUGGAAGAUUUAUCAAGGAUGGAAUAUUCGGAGGGAAAUGCCACUCAAAACCAUGUUUGCCCGUGAAUUAGGGUUGACUGAUAAAUUUUCUUUGCUCGCGUAUGGAGUGACUGUGUGUUCUUGCCAGGCCAAGGGAAAAUUACUCGUGUAAAUUUGGUUGAACGUUUUAGACAUGUUAAGUUAUCUUCAUAUCAUGAUUUGUCUCGUAAUGCCUCUAUGGAUUGCGUAACGCACCAAAGAACGGCUAACUGGAUAGCCUAAGAGUAAGUUCGAUGAUCUUUUUUAGGAGGCACAAGUAGCCAUUUAGGGUUAGAAAACAAAAACUUACACCUAAUCAAGAGAACGUCAAUUGCGCAGUGUGUUAUGGGAAUAACACACUGCGCAAUUGACGUUCAUAACAGUAACGCCGAGAUGAAUAGUUGUUUAAGUAAAUGCUAAAACAGUGAAGUAAUAUAGCACAAAGAGAUGACUUUAAAUUAUAUAUUUUUGCAACGAUUACGUUAUUUUCGGGCGCAAAUUCCUCACGGGUUGAUUUGAAGUGAAUAGCAAUACGGAGUUUGAGUAGCCAAUCAGAGCGCACCUUCAACGCUAUCCACUGUUUUAGUACAUACUAAAGAGGCUUAUCACGGUCGCAACCAAACAUACAAACGCCCGCUAAGUUCGAACAAAUUUCUCUGUGAUCUCGUUUCGUAUAGAAAUAAGGGACUAGCGAAGACUUCUAACGUAUACUCCGAAGGUUGUUCCUGGUGAGUUUUGUGAUAAAUAUCUCUACUACUCUUCAAGAAAAUAUAGAAUUUAUCCACGGCGCUGUAAACAACCGGGCGUAAAUACCUGUAUGAUUUGGAGCCAUAUCUUCUUGACAAAAACUUCUCAAAAAAAUUUGAAAAAAAAAACGUUAGGUGUGAGGUUUAGACCAAUGUUACUAAAAGUCCUUUGUAGAUGCUGUAAGAGACAAGUAAAGGAAAAAUAGGGCGAAGCGAAUGUAAGACAUUGGCAAAACUACGAUACGUUGGAAUAGAAAUAGGAAACGGAAAUAGUCAAUAAUUUUUUUUGGUUGAUGUGUAAUUUCGUAAGUGAAUUGAAAAGGAUGACUGAAAUGAAGAUUAAAAAACCACCAUGGAUGAUGAAAUGUGGAUACGGAGAUUUAAAAUGAAAGAUGGCAUUUGUAACUGUGGAAAAUACAUCUAAAUGUUUGCGAACAAUCUCGACUAAGUUUUAAGACAACUCUACUGCCUACAGCUAGAGGCUAGAAAAGGAUCUGAUGGUUGAUUGAAGGAAAAAAUUAUGCCGACACUCGGUAGGAAAUGACACACUCUGAAACUGCCUCCCGAGGUUCUGUGAAUGCUCGGAAAGCUGCACUAGUGACUGUAAUUUUAGUUACUCACUUCGGCAUUAAAAAGUCAUGAAGCAAAGAUGUUUGGCGACAACCUAAUGUGGAAUGCAGUGAUGACUUGCCAGAGACUUUUCUUAAAUUAAAAAUUUAAUGUCGGGAAGGAAAACAUGUAAACAACCGGUCGCACACGUUCUUGCUGAGGUGAACCAUUUUUGUGUCACUGUGAUAAAAGUCUAAACACCUAAUUCUUAUUUGUGACUAGAAUAACGAACGAGCAGUGCAUAAAACACGAGAGUCAUUCAAAGAAAAAUAUUUUCAGGUGUAAUUAAGUCUCUAUUGAGUUUGGUGUUAAAGUAUUUGCUGAUCUUCGCUAUGAAGGUCAUUUAGAAAAAUGUUUACCAUCUAAAAUCCGAAGAAGUGGUUAUAUUUGUUGUUAACAUCAAACAGCAGUCACAUUUGGACACACAGAGCAAACGCAAUGAGCCUACCAGGAACUUGGAAGAAUAACAUGCUUUUAGUGCAAAGUGUGGGGAGAUAAUUUAGAAGGGGCUUACCUGGUGUUAAUCAAGUUUUUGUACUGGUUUGAGUGGAAAGAAAUGCAUUUUCUCUGGGAUAAUACGUCUUUGUGAGGCCUACGUGUCAAAGUGUUACUACGCUUUCAACGUUAUCCAUGUCACAACUUUCAAUGAUUUUUGACUGAAUAAAUGAUUCUUUUGAGAGACCAUGGCCUGAAA
Pocillopora verrucosa is the source of this 4841-nucleotide messenger RNA. Its product is annotated as ubiquitin carboxyl-terminal hydrolase 10-like. Gene Ontology annotation, cellular component: cytosol; nucleus. Gene Ontology annotation, biological process: regulation of autophagy; DNA damage response, signal transduction by p53 class mediator; protein deubiquitination. Gene Ontology annotation, molecular function: cysteine-type deubiquitinase activity. Lineage: Eukaryota; Metazoa; Cnidaria; Anthozoa; Scleractinia; Pocilloporidae. The record is from RefSeq and is a predicted model, not a curated record.